AUGACCUUGUGGGCCAGUGAAAUCCCUGGAGAUUCCUCUGACCGCUACCAUGAGCAGGUGGUAGCCAAACGCAAGGUGGUGAAGAUGAUGAUCGUGGUAGUUUGCACAUUUGCGAUUUGCUGGUUGCCAUAUCAUAUUUUCUUCUUGCUACAGACACUUGAUGAAACAAACCAGAAAUUCUACCAGCAGCUUUACCUGGCCAUUAUGUGGCUUGCCAUGAGUUCCACCAUGUACAACCCCAUCAUUUAUUGUUGUUUGAAUGACAGGUUCCGCAUUGGCUUUAAGCAUGUGUUUCGAUGGUGCCCAUUUAUCCGUGCCGGUGAGUAUGAAGGGCUGGAAAUGAAAUCCAGACGCUACCUUCAAACACAGAGCAGCAUGUACAAAAUCAGUCGUAUUGAAACCACCGUCUCAUCUGUCCUAAACACCAACGAUGAAGAAGCUGAGGAGAAUGGGAAAAGUAGCAAGCGCCUCUCCUUGGACCUUACUUCCAAUGGCUCCUCUCGCAGUGUCUGUAAGACCAUGUCUGACUCGUCCAGCUUCUACUCCAACAACCUUGCAUAA
Staurois parvus is the source of this 561-nucleotide messenger RNA. The record is from the annotation of a GenBank genome assembly. NCBI's taxonomy places the organism in Eukaryota, Metazoa, Chordata, Amphibia, Anura, Ranidae.